Messenger RNA from Aureobasidium pullulans EXF-150, 2559 nucleotides. RefSeq lists its product as uncharacterized. The transcript is spliced from 5 exons. Gene Ontology annotation, biological process: proteolysis. The coding region runs from base 1 to 2559 and encodes 852 amino acids. Gene Ontology annotation, molecular function: serine-type peptidase activity. NCBI's taxonomy places the organism in Eukaryota, Fungi, Ascomycota, Dothideomycetes, Dothideales, Saccotheciaceae. The record is from RefSeq and is a predicted model, not a curated record.
AUGAAGUUUGCUACCUUGUUCGUAAACGCCCUUCAGGGCACUCAGAAAUCUAUUUCUGCACAUGUGCAACCAGAAGCAACAUGGGGUGCCGACCCGCUUGAAUCUUAUGGUGGCUUUCGCUCUCUAAACUUCGAUAGAGAUGCAAAGUUUCCUAGCUCUCUGGCUCCAAAUGCCACUGUCUCCUGGUCUAGCAUCGAGGCCCAGCAAUCAUCUUGUGAUGCUCUCGCUGCUCAAAUUGGUCUUUCCGUAGCCUUUCCUGAUAUUGACUUGGAGUUUCUCCAGCGUAUAUACGGAUGGGCGGCUCUCCAAUAUCAGGGGUGGGCUCGAGGUUCUCUCCUCGUCAAUGGAGAUCAGUCCCAGACCUUGACGCUGUCAACAGAUAACUUGCUGGAGUUCUACGUUGAUGGGGUACACUAUUUUGGUGGUGACUACUAUGCACUUCGAAGGGUUCCUCUUGUGUUGCAUCUGGAGCCAGGAAACCACACAAUCGACUUACGACUUGUCCGCGAUGUGCGAGUAAUGGGUGGCGUAGGUUCUCCGCAUAUCGACAUCCACCUUGAGGCGCAACCCUCUACUCAAGAUCUCCAUGUGGCUGUUGAUCAGACUAUCAUGCCGGACAUGGUCAACGGAAGAUUGGCAAGCAUGCUUGGUUCCGUUCAAGUCCGUAAUGACCAUGUCCAAGACAUCGAAGUCUCAACGGUCACUUCCAACGACAGCUCGUACUUUCUAUGGCUGCUCAAGCCAGAUGACUUCCGGGUUGUUUCUGGACAGACAAGACCUGUGUCUUUGGCUAUCUCUUGCGAGAUAGACUGCAGUCCAUAUCUAGGUAUCGACAUUGAGUACAGAAUAAUUGGUGAGUAUCGCCCACAGGCUUCUGUGCUGCAUGUUCAUCACCACUUCACGCAGCGAGAAAUGCAUGAGCCGUUCAAGGUGACCUCGCAUCAUCCUGGAGGAAUGGUUUCAUACGCAAUUCUAAGACCCCCACCAUUGAACAUGUCUUGUCCACUGGAUUCUGAGGGCUCGCUUCCAAUUCUGCUGCAGCUACACGGCGCUGGAGUAGAAGCAGACAAUGACAUCGUGAGGCAUGCUCUAGAUCCUCUGCCUGGUCUUUGUGCUUGGGCUUUGUUCCCUACUGGAUCAACUCCUUGGUCAGGAGAUGAUUGGCAUGUUUGGGGAUUCGCAGACGUGGAAGCGGCAGUCAGAGCAAUACCUGGAUGGAUCGAGAGCAUUCGAUGGACCGGACCAGGGGUGAACAUAGAACGCUGGCUCGUCAGCGGUCAUUCCAAUGGAGGGCAAGGGACGUGGUAUGCGUUAACGCAUCGACCCGACAACGUGCUCGCAGCCGCGCCCGUAUCUGGUUACUCUUCAAUUCAAAACUAUGUGCCUUACGACUUGUGGCGACCGAUGCCGCCUUCCGUUCGUGCCCUUCUUGACACAUCUUUGAGCAGUUACCGUCAUGAACUGUUAUUAGAGAACGCAAAGGGGAUCUCAAUCUUGCAACAACAUGGGAGCAUCGACGACAACGUUCCAGCCUUUCAUUCGCGCCUGAUGAGUCAACUGCUAAAGCAAUCAGGUGCAGACUCAACGUAUGUGGAGCUUCCAGGAAAGAACCACUGGUUCGACGGCAUCAUGACUACAGAGUCCUUGAGACAGUUCUUUGAGCAACAACUGAACGGCUUCGCACAACCUUUGCGUGCCCCUGAAGCAUUCGCGCUGGCUGUUGCUAACCCGGCAGACUCGGGUCCAAAGUUCGGAGUAGAGAUCCUUCAUUUGCGUCGUCCAGGCCAGCUUGGAAAGGUCCAUGUCUCUUUUUCUUCCUCGACGUGCUCCCUUCGGACUUCGAACGUAUUGAGCUUCCGUUUGCCCAGUAUCUAUCCUCGAACGCAUGAUGUUGUCGUCGAUGGCCAGAGGAUUGACUUUGCCCUCCAAGCCGAGGACAAUGACUUGUGGCUGGCUCCAGGAGGUAUCUGGAAGGUUCUUCCAAAGGACCAGUCGCCGGCAUUGCGAGAUACAAAUCAGUUGGGCGCCAUGGAUGCUUUGUUUCGUACUGGAAAUACUCUGCAGAUUGUCAGCCAUUCUGAGCAGGCCCGGCAUAUCGCUGUCCAGAUAUCUCGAAACCUUUGUCAAUACCUUGGUGCCGACACAGAAGUCCUGGAAUCUGGAACUGGGUCCUCAAAGCCAUAUAGCAACAUGAUCAGUGUUGUUGUCUCUAGCAACCCACCUACUGGUCACCUCAGGCAUUUCGCUCUAGAUGUGGACUCUUCCGGUGGCAUCAACAUACGUACAGCAGACGGCCAGAAGAGCUACCCUGGCUCAGCAGGUCUUGGUGCUAUAUUCUUGAGGCCGCUUCCGGCAGGAGCUGUGGAGCUUGUGGUAUGGGGCUUUGAUGCAGCGGGCUUGGACGUAGCAGCUCGCCUUGUGCCCAUGCUUCCAGGAGUCGGACAGCCAGACUUUGUUGUAGCAGACAGAAGAAUGCUCUGGCAAGGUGCGGGCGGUGUUCUGGCAAUGGGGUCCUUUGAUCAUCUCUGGAACGCGACAGAAAACUCCUACUUUACAUGA